AUUUUUUGAAGUAACCGUUAAAUUCCAAGUAACUUUUGUAAUUACCAAUUGAAAUAAAGUAAUCAGUAAAGUAACUCACUUGCUUUUUGAGGUAACUGUGGCAACACCGGUCUUGAUAAAUGCAGACAUGACAACAAAAUGUCUAAUUCGCAGUUAUCUUUGUGGGUCUGAAAAAUAGAUAGUAAGUAAGUAAGUUUCUUUCAGCUUGUCCCUUUCAGGGUCGCCACAGCGUGUCAUCUCAGAUUAACGCACAUAUAUGUUUGGCACAAUUUUUACACCGGAUGCCCUUCCUGACGCAACCCUUCUCAGGGAGUGGAGGCCCCAGUGGGAUACGAACCCACAACCCCUGGUUUACCAAACCACUGCUCUAACCACUGAGCUCCGGGGCUCAUCUGAAAAAUAGAUACAUUUUCAUAAAUCAUUUCGAGACAAAUCUCUCCUCAUAUGCAGUGGCGUCUCCGCUGGCAUAUUAGUCAAAUAGCUAGUAGUGCUAACUGUACCAGAGAUGUGCAAGUGAGUAACUGCCCUAAACCGAUCAAUUAAAACACACACACACACGCACACACAAUGCACUGAAACCGGGAUAAGUGAAUCGCGAUAGAGCGAGGGAUUACUAUAACUGAUCGUCUUCGACUCUGAUGAGAGAGAGAGAGAGAGAGAGAGAGAGAGAGAGAGAGAGAGAGAGAGAGAGAGAGAGAGAGAGAGAGAGAGAGAGAGAGAGACCCGCGUACGCGUCUGAGGUGACAGUAGCUAGCAGUAGGAGCGCUUUACAUGAUACACUAAACAUUCACAUACAGUAUAGUGUAUACAGUCGUGUGUUUGUGUACUUAAGUAGUUGUACUACACUAGGUAGUUAGUUGGUUAGUUGGUUUAGUUAGUUGGUUGGUUGGUUUGUUGUUGCGCGCUUGUGCGUCCGGGCGGAUGUUUGGAGCAGGAGCCUGGCUGUGUUGCCUUUACGGACCUUCUUCUUGUUGUUGUUGUUCUUCUUGUUCUCGUGGUUCUCGCGGAACUUCCAGCCCGGCGGCGGUCUCGGGUGACGACCCCUCGGCGUCGGCACGACGGUGGAGCGCGAUGGGGGGCUCCCGGACGAGCACGGCCAGCGAGCGCAGCACUUUAGCGGCGUCGUAAACGCCACACACCGGCCGGCCGGCCGGGGGACCGGGGACCGCGCAGGAGGGGCGGGCGGGGGUCCCGGAGCGGCAGAGGCGUUCGAGGACCCGCUCCCGUCCACUCGCACUUGUUAAUUCGGCGGGCUUCCGAUGGAGCGAGUCCCCCCGGCGGUCGCCGCCAAGAUGCGCUGCUUGACGCUGCUGCUGGCCGGCUUGAGCGUGUGGGCCAAGGUGGGCUUGUGUGCGCCGGACUACGACGACCGCGACCGAGACCGCGACUACGAUUACUACGACGACGACGACAGGCCUGACGCCAUCGACUACAAGGACCCCUGCAAAGCCGCUGCAUUCUGGGGCGACAUCGCCUUAGACGAGGAGGACCUCGCCAUGUUCUGUAUCGACAGGACCGUAGACCUGACCCACAGCCUGCUGGGACACACGUCAGGUGGUCUGGAGGACCAGGCGGUUGCGAAAAGGAGAGGCUCGUUGUACCUGCUGCUGGAGAGGAUACGAAAUUUCGGCCUGGACUUUCUCCUGAAAAACUCCAGUCACAAGAGCCAAAGUGGCAAAAGCGUCAAGGCCGGAUAUACCACCAAGAGUCGCUUUCCCCGAGCGGCCACCUCCCGAGCCGAGAGGAUCUGGCCCGGUGGGGUCAUUCCCUACAUCAUCGGCGGCAAUUUCACUGGGAGUCAGAGGGCCAUGUUCAAGCAGGCCAUGCGUCACUGGGAGAAACAAACGUGUGUGACGUUCAUUGAGAAGACCGACGAGGAGAGCUACAUUGUGUUCACCUACAGACCAUGUGGGUGUUGCUCCUAUGUGGGUCGCCGCGGCAACGGGCCCCAGGCCAUCUCCAUCGGCAAGAACUGCGACAAGUUCGGCAUCGUGGUGCACGAACUGGGCCACGUCAUCGGCUUCUGGCACGAGCACACGCGGCCCGACCGCGACGACCACGUCACCAUAAUUCGCGACAACAUCCAACCAGGUCAGGAGUACAACUUCCUUAAGAUGGAACCGGGCGAGGUGAACUCUCUGGGCGAGCCGUACGACUUUGACAGCAUCAUGCACUACGCCAGGAACACCUUCUCACGGGGGAUGUUCCUUGACACCAUCCUUCCAUCCAGGGACGAAAACGGCGUCCGGCCUGCAAUAGGUCAGCGGACCAGACUCAGUAAAGGAGACAUUGCACAGGCAAGGAAGCUCUAUAGAUGUCCAGCAUGCGGAGAGACGUUGCAAGAUUCCACAGGCAACUUUUCGUCACCGGGUUACCCCAAUGGCUACCCUUCGUACACUCACUGCGUGUGGAGAAUAUCUGUUACACCUGGAGAAAAGAUCGUGCUGAACUUCACCACCAUGGACCUGUACAAGAGCAGCCUGUGUUGGUACGACUACCUGGAGGUGCGCGACGGGUACUGGAGGAAGGCUCCUCUCUUGGGCAGGUUCUGCGGAGACAAACUUCCUGACGUGCUGACCUCCACCGACAGCAGAAUGUGGAUAGAAUUCCGGAGCAGCAGCAACUGGGUGGGGAAAGGCUUCGCUGCCAUUUAUGAAGCCAUCUGCGGCGGCGAGAUCAACAAAGACUCGGGGCAGAUCCAGUCCCCGAACUACCCCGACGACUACCGGCCCUCCAAAGAGUGCGUGUGGAGGAUCACCGUCUCCGAGGGAUACAACGUGGGACUCAGCUUUCAGGCCUUCGAGAUCGAGCGACACGAUAGCUGCGCGUAUGACUACUUGGAGGUGCGCGACGGACCCCUGGAGACGAGCCCUCUGAUUGGCCGAUUCUGCGGCUACGACAAACCCGAAGACGUGCGCUCCACCGCACACACGCUUUGGAUGAAGUUCGUCUCGGACGGCACGGUCAACAAAGCCGGCUUUGCUGCCAACUUCUUCAAGGAGGAGGACGAGUGUUCCAAGCCGGACAAUGGCGGCUGUGAGCAGAGAUGCAUCAACACGCUGGGGAGCUUUAAGUGCGCCUGCGACCCAGGCUAUGAACUCGCGCCCGACAAAAAGAGCUGUGAAGCUGCGUGCGGCGGCCUGUUGUCCAAGCUGAACGGCACCAUCAGCACGCCGGGCUGGCCCAAAGAGUACCCACCAAACAAGAACUGCGUGUGGCACGUGGUGGCCCCUACGCAGUACCGCAUCUCCAUGCAGUUUGAGGCCUUUGAGCUGGAGGGCAACGAGGUGUGCAAGUACGACUACGUAGAGGUGCGCAGCGGACUGUCGCCCGACUCCAAGCUGCACGGGAAAUACUGCGGCACGGAGGUCCCUGAAGUCAUCACCUCGCAGUUCAACAACAUGAGGAUCGAGUUCAAGUCGGACAACACCGUGUCCAAGAAAGGCUUCAAGGCCCACUUCUUCUCAGACAAGGACGAGUGCAGCAAGGACAACGGCGGCUGCCAACACGAGUGUGUCAACACGGUGGGCUCGUACGUGUGCCAAUGUCGCCACGGCUUUGUGCUGCACGAGAACAAGCAUGACUGCAAGGAAGCCGAGUGUGAGCACAAGAUCCACAGUCCCAGCGGCAGCCUGAGCAGCCCCAACUGGCCCGACAAGUACCCGAGCCGCAAGGAGUGCACCUGGGACAUUUCGGCCACGCCAGGACACCGUGUCAGGAUUACGUUCAGCGAGUUCGAGAUCGAGCAGCACCAGGAGUGCGCCUACGACCACCUGGAGGCCUUCGACGGCGACGGCGACGCGGCGGCCAUCUUGGGCCGGUUAUGCGGCAGUAAAGUUCCCGAGCCGCUGGUGUCCACCGCCAACCGGAUGUACCUCCGAUUCAUCUCCGACGCCUCCGUGCAGCGGAAAGGCUUCCAGGCCACUCACUCCACCGAGUGCGGCGGUCGUCUGAAGGCGGACGCCCGGCAGAAGAACUUGUACUCGCACGCCCAGUUCGGGGACAACAACUACCCUGGCCACAGCGACUGCGAGUGGCUGCUGACGUCCGAGCAGGGCUACGGCAUCGAGCUCAGCUUCGUCACCUUCGAGGUGGAGGAGGAGGCCGACUGCGGCUACGACUUCAUUGAACUCUACAACGGCUACGACGCCGAUUCGCACAGGCUGGGCCGAUUCUGCGGCUCGGGGCCCAGGGAGGGAAUCUACUCGCCCAGCAAUGCCUUGCUGAUCCGUUUCCAUAGUGAUGACACCAUCAGCAAAAAGGGCUUCCACAUCCGCUACUCCAGCACCAAGUUCCAGGAGAGCCUCCACGCCAGGAAAUGACCCCCUGAAAAAAAUCUCCUCACGGACCCAGCCCCCACGUGGAUGUGGGCGGCCGUAUCUCCUCAAGAAGAACGCCCGGGGCGAGAUCUCGCAGAGAAUUUUAGACAUUUCCCGCCUACGGCAAAGUUGCUCGUCGGAUGCGGCAACGGCACACUGCGGAUGAACUAAAGAACCUGAAAAAUUGGAAAAUGCAUCAAGCAUUUAAGUAUCCUACAUUCUUGAACUGUACAGAUUAUUGCAAGACUGUUGAUUUUAUUGUCCCCCCCCCCAUCUACUCUAAAAGCAGACGUUUUUACCUCUUCCAGAAUGGCUUCAGAUAUCUUGUGUUGAUCUUUAAUAUGUAUAUAUAUAUAUACAGUAUGUGUGUGCGUGCGUAUAUAGAGAAAAGAUAUGUGGAAAAAGUUAUCAGAUCUCCACUAAGGCCAAACGAUCCAAUUUCUGCUUGACCGGUGGGCAAUUCCACUCCAUUCCGGUAGGUGGCAGUAGUCCACAGUAAAAACUGGGUAGCUAUGGCCAUCAAACAGUUUUUAUUACCACAGUGGCAGCCGCUGGAUUUGAUCCCAAAGUAAGCAAACUGUAAUGGUGAAAAAGUAGAUAAAUAUGUAUCAUGUAUGUCAAAGCCCUAUUUAUCACCAAAGGAAGGAGACUGUAAAAGUAGGGAAAAAAUUGGAUGGUCGGUGACCCUGAAGUGUUACUGGCCCACUUUAUACCCGAGCAAGUGGACUGAAUGGCGAAAAAGUAGACAAAAAUAUUUUGGUGGGUCACUGACCCCACCCCAUUUCCCUGCUGUAUCGAUUCUAAUCUGAUGCAAUUCCACUUCAGUCCUGUGGGUGGUAGUAAUUGCACAUUACAAAGUGGGUGCCAAUUACUUUUCACCACAACCCAAUCUGGCGAGUCAUUGCCCAGUUAGGCCACCGUCCAAGCAGACUGUAAUGGCACCUAAAAGUGGGGAAAAAAAUAAUCCAAGGAUGCAAUUAAAUGUCAUAGUUUCCCUAGUUAUGUAUUUGUGUGUAAUCAUGUGAACGAACAAAGAAAGUGCAAUGAAAAUGUAGCAGAAUUCACAUUUCAGAGGUAACAAACAGAGAAACUGAAUUAUUUCACUGAAUGUUUUUUUUUUCCCUCGCAAAUUUUUGGGUGGUUACGAAAAAGGAAUAUUUGUUGGUGCUACAAGAACGGAUGUGAUGGACAACACUAGUCCUAUGGAACUACUUUAUUGCCUUGGUAUUCCAUGGAUGCUUGGUGUGUCAUCUUUUCAUGUUUGAAUGGUUUGUUUGUUUUUUUUUAAGAAGAAAAAAGGAAAAGAAAUGAUGGAACAGGUAGUAUAUGAUAAUAAGGAAGAAGUAUUAGGGCGACACUGAAAAAAAUACACUACAAGAAUUAAAUCUUUUUUCAAGAAGUCUGUUUUUCCCCUCCAAGAAUUAUAAUAAUUUGCAAUAUUUUGACUUUUCCCCCAAAAUAUUAUAAGAUUGUAGCUUUCAUUUUAUUAGGCAACUACUACAAUUACAACUUUAUAAAUGAAGUAUAUUUUUUUUUCUUGGAAAAUACUUUUUUUUUUUUACCACAAAGACAUUUAAAAAAAAAUUAAGAAAAGCACUUUUUUCCUUGUAGAAAUUCGACCACAGUAUUGUGGUAUGAUUUUGACUUUAUUCUCGAUAAAAUAUGACUAUUCUCGUUAGAUUAAGACUUUUAUUUUUCUCCAAAAUAUCCAACUUGAGAACUUGAGAAAUCUGGUUUGAUUCUUUUAAGAUUAUUUUUUUUUGUUGCAAAAACAUAAUUUUAUUCCCGAGUUACAACUUUAUUCUCCAUCAAAAACAAAGAUUCCAACUUUUUCUUUAUUAGUCUAUGCUACACAAAUCUGGUAAGAAAAUAUAAAUAGUUUCUUAAGAUUAUGUCUUUUUCUUCAAAGACAUUUUACUAUCCCCCCACCCCCCAAAAAUCUCUUUUAUUCAUGUAGGGGUCUCACUUUUUUCAUGGAAAAAAAUAUAACUUUAUUCUUGAAAUAUACAACGUAUGAAUGAUUUCAAAAAUACUGUCUUUAAAUUGUUUUGCAUUACAACGUUUUGGCUUUUCUUGAAAAAAAAAAAAAAAAAUCCCCCCAAAAUUUUUAUUUAUGUAGGAUGAGCUUUUUUUUCCCCGAGAAAAAAAGACAACUAUGAGCUCCUGAAAAACCCCCACCCCGCUCCAAGUAAAUUUUAUUAUUUUCAGGUUACACUGCUUUUUUAAAAAUAAAUUCUACAAAAUCUUCAAAUAUUUUCACCAUUUUUGCUCAAGGACAACAUGGUCUCAAGGGUUGAGAUCAUGAGAUCAUAUGAUUACGAGGAUCCCCCCCCCCAAAAAAAAAAAUCUGACUACUGUCCUCUCAUCAGGUUACAAUACUUUCUUUCAAAUAUUUUGCCUUUAUUCAUGUAACAUCACGCCCAAUUUCUCCAAAAAUCCAAAUUCAUUUAUGAACAUAUGCCUUGAUACUUGUACGAUGCAACUUUAUUAUUUAAAAUAGCUAUAUUCUCAGAGGGUUAGAACCUUUUCUUGCAAAAGUAGCACAAAAUGAUUUAUUCGCAUGAACGUUGAGAUUUGUUUCCCAAAAGUAUUUGACGCAAUUUACUCGUAUUAUGACCUUCUGUUUAAUAAAUUCGACUUUAUUCUUGUAUGAAUCGGACACGAUUCUAGUAGUACUGUCAAUAUAUAUUUUUAAAUAUAUUUAUAUAUAUAUUUUUUUCCCCUUCCCCUUUCAGAGUGGCCCUAAUACUCCUUUCGUAGCUGCUCCACAUGCUUAGCAUCCAAACCCAUUCACGUGUGUUUCCUUCCACACUGCCUUCCUGUACAUUGUACUUCAGUGUUAUAUGAGAUGAUAUAUAAAGCGCGCAUAUGUGUAUAUGUAAAAAGUUUUGAAGUGGAAAGAUGACAACUUGACCUAUGUGCCAAACUUGAGAAAAUCCAGUGUAUCCAUCCAUCCAUUUAUCUGCGUCGCUUCUCCUCACAAGGGUCACAGGAAUGCUGGAGCCAAAGGCAGCUGUCCACGGGCAGGAGACGGGGUACACUCUGAACUGGUUGCCAGCCAAUCACAGAGCACAUAGAAACAAACAACAGUCACACUCACAAUCAUACCGAGGGGCAAUUUAGAGUGUCCAAUUAAUUUUGUAUGUUUUUGGGAUGUGGGAGGAAACCGGAGUGCUGGGAGAAAACGCACGCAGCCAAGGGGGGAACAUACAAGCUCCACACAAGCAGGUCCGGUAUUGAAGGCGGGACCUCAGAACUGGGAGUCCAAUGAUCAAUCCAGUUGCUCCACCGUGGGGCCUUUAGACUAAAUGCACACCAGUCACAAUAAUCCCGCAAGUCACGACUAACUGGAGACUAUCCCGACUGAGUUUUGGCAACAGAAGUCACGAGAUACACCCUGGACUGGUCGUCAGUCAAUUGCAAUUUUGCAAAGCGCACACAAUCGCUCACAUUCACACCAACGGGCAAAUUAGUGUUCACUCACCCUAACAUGCAUGUUUUUGGAAUGUGGGAGCAGACGGAGUACUCGGAGAAUCCCCACACAAGCACGGGGAGAA
Molecule: messenger RNA, 7876 nt
Organism: Syngnathoides biaculeatus (alligator pipefish)
Lineage: Eukaryota; Metazoa; Chordata; Actinopteri; Syngnathiformes; Syngnathidae
Product: dorsal-ventral patterning tolloid-like protein 1
Exons: 21
Coding region: 1260-4322 (1020 amino acids)
Biological process (GO): proteolysis
Molecular function (GO): calcium ion binding; metalloendopeptidase activity; zinc ion binding
Source: RefSeq, a predicted model, not a curated record